Molecule: messenger RNA, 1386 nt
Organism: Aureobasidium vineae
Lineage: Eukaryota; Fungi; Ascomycota; Dothideomycetes; Dothideales; Saccotheciaceae
Source: the annotation of a GenBank genome assembly
AUGGCAGAGGACAUGUUCAGACCUCCAGUCAACCGCGCCAUGCGCGUCCUGGAUCGUUCCUUCUUCCAGAAGAAAAUUCCUGCCUCGGCCGCUCGCGUUGUUGACAACAAGACUAUUUCCAAGUGCAGAUCUGAACUGUUCAAGGCGAACGAUGUCCUCCGUCUUGAAAGGUACCAGAUUGUCAGACCCGAUCCAGACGAGGCUGAUGCAAAGGCUGGAAAGAAGUGCAUUCUGCUGAGGCCGCAGGUUGACGAAAAGGGCGCCGACUACCCCUGGAGCAAGACUGUCUCCGAACUGGAAAAGUCCAACAUGAUCAACAUCAUUCCCUAUGAGGUUCAACUCGACUAUGAUUACUGGGAUUAUCAGGAAAUUGCCAGUGCCGUACUUCCUCAGAGUCAAGAGCACGAUGAGAUUCCGUCUGGAUUCACACUCGUCGGUCACGUCGCACAUCUGAAUCUUCGUGAACAGUACAUGCCUUAUAAGAACAUCAUCGGUGAGAUCUUGGUUGACAAGAAUCCUGCCGUCAGAACGGUCAUCAACAAGAUUGAUGAUGUUGGUGAGGAGAGCGAGUAUCGUACCUUCAAGUAUGAAGUUCUUGCUGGUCCCGACGACAUGGACGUCGAGAUCCGUGAAGCCGACUGCACAUUCAAGUUCAACUAUGCAAAGGUCUACUGGAACAGCAGAUUGAACACCGAACACCAAAGGCUUGUCGACUCUUUCGCCAAGGGUGAAGCUGUUUGCGAUGUCAUGGCUGGCAUUGGACCCUUCGCGGUGCCCGCAGGCAAGAAGGGUGUCUUUGUUUGGGCCAACGACCUCAACCCGGACAGUCACUCCAGCAUGCUUGACGCUAUCAGCCGCAACAAAGUCGACCAAUUCGUAAGGCCGUUCAACCAGGAUGGCCAUGCCUUUAUCAAGGACGCUGCCCACAAGCUUCUAACGACCAAGCAUGAAGUACAUGUCCUUGCAAAGCAGACUCGUACCGAGGCUAAGGCAACCAAAGCGCCGCCCAAAGUCUUGAAGACCAUCAAAGAACCCAACACCUUCUCCCACUACGUUAUGAACCUGCCCGCGAGCGCAAUCGAGUUCUUGCCUGCAUUCAUCGGUCUGUACACAGAGGAAGACAGGAAGCUGCUUCCCGCCGACUUCAAGCUCCCUAUGAUUCAUGUUUAUUGUUUCGACACCAAGAGCGAUGACAACGUACAAGAAGGCAUCAGCAUCUGCAAAAAGAUAUCUGAGCAAAUCGGCUACGAAGUCACACCGCAAACCCCUGAACUCAGCAUCUUCGAUGUCAGAGAUGUUGCACCCAAGAAAAGAAUGUUCUGUGCUUCAUUCCGUCUCCCGGAAGAGGUCGCAUUCGCACCCAGAAAGUCUUUGCCUACGAGGUAG